CAGCGUGAAUGAGAAUUUGGAGUCGAUUCGAAUUGAAUCGACUCGACUCGACUUUUGAAUUUUGGACACCGAACACCGAACACCCAACACCAAAGAGCACCACCUCUGGGAUUCACCAGCCCCCAAAGAGAGAGAUAAACAGCGACCAUGGCCGACGACAACGAGCACUCUGCCGAGCUUCGCGCGUUCUUGGAGACCACCAAGGCCAGCGAUGUGGAGACCCCUCACAAGGAAGUAGUGGAGGUGAAGGUUUCAAUGACUCCUGUGGAGGCGGCCAAGGAGUUGUGGUCGCACAAGGUGAUCGGUGCCCCUGUGUAUGAUGAGGAACGAAAGAAGUAUAUUGGUUUCUUCGACAUGAGAGACCUGUUGAGCACAGUGAUCGCCUCUCACAAAGAAGAGGAAGCUUCCAAAAAGAGCGACAAUAAGAGCGGCAGUAAAGACUUUGCUUUUACCAAAUGGUUUGAUAAGAGUCCGUCCACGGCCGGUAGUGGAUCCUUUACGGUGUCCUACUUGGCCGCACGAAACCCCUUUGUGUCCCUUACAAACGACGCAACCCUGAUGGAAGUGUGCAAAAUUUGUGCGGAUCGUCACUGUCAUCGUGUCCCCAUCAUUGACAAGUCCACUGGAAGAUGCGUCCGCAUUCUCUCACAAAGCGCCUUGGUUAAAUUUUUGGUGGACCAUUUGCUGGCCGAAAGUAAGAGUGCCACCUUGAAGAAAUUCUUCGAUCAGACGCUAGCUCAGGCAAACUUCCCCUACAAAAAAGAAGUCAAAACUGCUCCUGAUACUGCCACUGCCAGUGAAGUUUUCGAAUUGAUGGAUUCACACCGCUUGUCCGGAAUUGCCGUGGUCGAUCACGAGGACGGUGCUCUGGUAGGGAACACCAGUGCUACUGACAUCAAACUGGCUGUCGCCGUGGAUGAUGGUGCUUUUGCUGAUCUGGGUCUGAAUGUGCUGUCGUUCUUGAGUGCGGUACGACAAGAAGAUCCUACCAAGGAAACCAGAUAUCCUAGUUCCCACGUCAAGGAAUCAUCCACCCUGGCACACACCUUCAAGUUGUUGGCCAAGACUGGAUACCAUCGAGUGUUUGUCGUCGACAUGGAAUUGAAGCCUGUGGGAGUUGUGAGUGUCACGGAUGUGGUGGAAUUUCUGGCCAAACAAUAAACGUACGGUAGCGGUGUUGGUAGAAGAAAAGGGCAAACAGUGAACUAUUAUUAUUUAUCCAACUUGUGGUGGCGGUUGUCUAAAGCAAAGAAAUCACAGUGGCGUUUUCCAGAGUGGAAGACAAGCCCAAACAUUUGUCGUAAGAAAAUGCGGUUCCCCUCUCCUUAUAAAUAGUGCACUGGGGACUACUUGUAUGUAGUCGUCGUCGUAAGAUAAGUACGUUUGAUUU
Messenger RNA from Seminavis robusta, 1390 nucleotides. The record is from the annotation of a GenBank genome assembly. NCBI's taxonomy places the organism in Eukaryota, Bacillariophyta, Bacillariophyceae, Naviculales, Naviculaceae.